Molecule: messenger RNA, 938 nt
Organism: Magallana angulata
Lineage: Eukaryota; Metazoa; Mollusca; Bivalvia; Ostreida; Ostreidae
Product: chymotrypsin-like serine proteinase
Exons: 7
Coding region: 53-898 (281 amino acids)
Biological process (GO): proteolysis
Molecular function (GO): serine-type endopeptidase activity
Source: RefSeq, a predicted model, not a curated record
UAUAAACAAGUGCCCGUGUCUCCAACAUCACCUCACAGAGCCCAGUGUGACCAUGAAGACAACCGCCGUAUUCCUCUGCCUGCUCGGUUUGGCCGUUGCUGUGCCCACGUUGUUUCAACCUGCCAAGGAGAUCCUGAGGUCGCCUGUCAGCAGAAUCGCGCACCCGAUGGAUGAGGUGGAGUCCCGUGUGGUGGGGGGUGAGACCGCUAGCACCGGGGAGUGGCCGUGGCAGGUGUCCCUCCAGAUCGGUACCUCCCACAUCUGUGGGGGCUCACUGAUCUCAACCACCCGGGUCCUGACAGCGGCCCACUGUGUGGAGGCUUACGUAAACCAGCCCACCAGAUACAGCGUCGAGGCUGGUAUCACAAGGGUCAGCGCCAAUGGAGAAACAAGAACCGUCACCAAGGUCAACUUGCACCCCCAGUACAGCGGGUCUAGUGCCGGAUUCCCCAAUGACAUCGCUGUCCUGGAGCUGAGCUCCCCCAUUCCCCUGGGCUCUACCAUUGCCCUGGCGACCCUCGCCUCAAACAACGAAGAUUUCCUCUCUGGAACACAGAACUGCUGGAUUACUGGAUGGGGUCGCACCAAUGUCGGAACAUCCGGAUCUACCUCAAACUCUCUGAUGGAAGCAAAGAUGAAUAACAUUGCUAACACUGAAUGCUCCAACAGAUGGAGCGGUGUUUCAGGUGCAAGCAUUUUCAGCAGCCAUAUUUGUUUGUACGAGGAAGGAAAAUCAGCUUGCAGUGGUGACAGUGGCGGACCCUAUGUUUGCGAGAAGAACGGUGCAUGGAUCCAGGCUGGAGUGACGUCAUGGGGCAUCAGCACGUGCUCCGGAACUUACCCCAGUGUCUACACCCGGGUGUCCAGCUACAGCAGCUGGAUUCAAAACUUCCUGUAACUGAACCAAUAAUGUUGAACUAAUAAACACAUAAAUUUAG